AUGGGUACCAAAGUAGAAAGUGCUUUCCCCGAUCGACCCCAGUUUCAAGGGUUCAUGAAGCCAUGCCGAUUGGAAGGUGAAAUCCAAGCACUGGAAGUCCGUGGUAGCAUUCCCGAGGAGAUUGAUGGGACGUUCUAUCGGGUGAUGCCCGAUCCCCAGCUUCCUCCGUUUGUGGAGAAUGAUCCGUGGUUCAAUGGCGACGGUAACAUCGCCGCCUUCACGAUCAAAGAUGGCAGCGUGUCAUUCCGUCAACGCUAUGUGCGGACCGAGAAAUUCACUCGAGAACGCGAAGCAAAACGAGCUCUCCUUGGCAAAUACCGUAACAAAUUCACCGACGCGGUAGAGUUCAAAGUUCGCUCAACUGCCAACACCAAUGUGGUAUACUUCAACGGGCAGCUACUAGCUCUCAAAGAAGAUGCUCCCCCGUAUGCACUUGAUCCCGCUACGCUGGAAACCAAGGGUCUCUAUGAUUUCGAGGGUCAGCUCCCUAGUCUGACGUUCACGGCGCAUCCAAAGUUCGAUCCGAAGACUGGAGAGAUGAUCUGCUUCGGAUAUGAGGCCAAAGGUGAUGGCACCCCGGAUGUAUGCUACUACAACGUUAGCCCGGAUGGCAAGUUCACCGAGGUGGUUUGGUUGGUUGCUCCCGUGGCUGCCAUGAUUCAUGAUUUUGCUGUGACGGAGAAUUGGGUCCUUUUCCCUGUCAUCCCUCAGGUCUGUGACAUUGAGAGAAUGAAACAAGGUGGCGAGCACUGGCAAUGGAGUUCGGAGACCCCAUUCUACCUUGGAGUUUUGCCCCGUCGAGGAGCUAAGCCUACAGAUGUCAAAUGGUUCGAGUACAAAAACUCCUUCCCAGGCCACACAGCCAAUGCCUACGAAGAUGAGAACGGCAAUAUCACCAUGGACCUAGGUCUCAGCGAGAAAAACGUCUUCUUCUGGUGGCCCGACGCACAAGGCAACGCGCCCGAACCAAGCUCCAUCCUCUCCCAACUAGUCCAAUUCAACUUCAACCCCCGCUCAGAAGAUCUCAACCUCCCCAGCCCCAAGAUCCUUCAACAGCACAACACCGAAUUCUACCGUAUCGACGACCGCUUCGCUACUCAGCCUUACAAGCACUGCUUCAUGGAUCUUAUGGAUCCCACCCUGGGCACGGACUUCCCAACCAUCGGUCCCAAACUCGGCGGUGGCUAUCCGCUGUACAAUAGUCUGGGCCAUUUUGAUGUAAGCACGGGUAAGACGGAGAUUUAUUUCCCUGGUAGAACGCAUAUGGUGCAGGAGCCUGUUUUUAUUCCUCGGAGUGGAUCGACGGUUGAGGGGGAUGGGUAUCUGUUGGCGCUCAUCAAUAAUUAUGAUAGCAUGUCUAGUGAGUUGCAUUUGCUGGAUACGAGGGAUUUCACGAAGGCAAAGGCUAUUAUUUUGUUGCCUAUUCGCUUGAGACAGGGAUUGCAUGGGAAUUGGGUGGAUGCGGCGGAUUUGAAGACGUCUGCUUGA
This is a messenger RNA of Penicillium cataractarum, 1488 nucleotides long. Its product is annotated as carotenoid oxygenase family protein. The record is from RefSeq and is a predicted model, not a curated record. Gene Ontology annotation, biological process: carotene catabolic process. The transcript is spliced from 5 exons. Lineage: Eukaryota; Fungi; Ascomycota; Eurotiomycetes; Eurotiales; Aspergillaceae. The coding region runs from base 1 to 1488 and encodes 495 amino acids. Gene Ontology annotation, molecular function: carotenoid dioxygenase activity.